Molecule: messenger RNA, 1113 nt
Organism: Kluyveromyces lactis
Lineage: Eukaryota; Fungi; Ascomycota; Saccharomycetes; Saccharomycetales; Saccharomycetaceae
Product: Zn(II)2Cys6 transcription factor domain-containing protein
Exons: 1
Coding region: 1-1113 (370 amino acids)
Biological process (GO): regulation of DNA-templated transcription
Molecular function (GO): DNA-binding transcription factor activity, RNA polymerase II-specific; zinc ion binding
Source: RefSeq, a predicted model, not a curated record
AUGGUCAAUGGUUCUCGCAGCUCUGCCGAAUUACCAACCAUAAAGAGAAGGGUAUCAAAAGCAUGUGAUGCUUGUAGGAAAUCAAAAACCAAAUGUGAUGGUGAAAGACCGUGUAGCCGAUGUUUAAAGGAGAAUAAGUUGUGUACGUAUUCGAAUUCUAAUAUCGGAUAUGCAGAGUCCAAAUGUAAGAAGCUUUACAACCAGGAAUACGUCGAUCUGCUGGAAACGAGGAACUCGCUUUUGACUAAAGCAUUAAGUUAUUUAUUCAGACAGUUCGAUAGAUGUGUUGAUAGCGGCUUAGUGCAGAUCCAUCCUGAGAGAUUUUCGGAGUUCAGGCAGUUACAAAUGCAAUCCAUGAUUCUCAAUCAAAGAUCUGAUAUGGAUGAUCUAGAUUCGGACGAAUAUGAUGAAUGGGAACAAGUGGGUUCGAGUCAAAACCCUGAGCUUUCUGUUCGCGACGGACCGGCUGCUGCAUGGAUGAACUUACGUAAGAACAAAAAUUUAUUCAUCAACAAAGAGACGGGAAAACUGAACGUGAAUGAAGUUGUUUAUUCUAUUAUCCCAACAAACGUCGACAUGGCAGUGAAAUCUCUGAAUUACAUACACGGUGGUAGGGAACAGAUUGAUAGAGCCGCUCUGGAGGCUGGGUCUAAUAAUAAAACAUCUUCUCAUGUCUAUGAUAAAUUACUUGCUCGAGGUUAUGUCGAUUCGGAAACUUUGUUUACAUCAGAUCAUUCAAAGGAAGGCAUACCAGAGGAUGCAAAUAUCGAACUCCCGAAAAGAAAACGGAGAAAGAUGUUGUCGCCCAAUGAAGCACGUGGUAUUCCUAAUAGCAGUCAAAUACAACAAUCUGAUUCGAUGGUCCAGAUAUUGCCAAUUCCAGCAAUGGCAGACACCGUUACAAUGAAGCAAGAUGUAGAUGGGCGCGUACCGACAGAUUAUAAUUCUAACAGUAGAAUGAUCCAAAGGAGCGGAAACAUCUCAUUAGAUAACGCUGCAAAUCAGUUAUCAUAUUCGAAUCAAGCGCAGCAAUGGUAUCCGAAACUAGAAUAUGGGCAGUUCGAUUUGUUGGAGUCAUUCUCAUCUGACUAUAAGAAACAAUCAACAAAGUAA